CGGAGCAGGAGGGGUUGGCAAAGGACCGCAGUGGGUGCUUGCAGGCAGGUGCUGUCUCAGUACAGGCGGGAAGGGGAGUCUAUCCAGGUUCUGCGAGCCUCCAGCCUGCUGCUGUCGGGAGAUGUCGGGGGUUCCCGGUUGGAGCCUCUUCUCACGGUAGAAAGAUGCGCUCGCUGUUCCCGCUUUCAAAGUAGCUUCCUCUUUAUUUCAAGAUGUCUCAAUGGAAAAACCAUGUGCUCCUUCAGUUGGGUACCUUUGCACUUUGGAUUGUGUUCUUUGUUUUCAUGCCAGAAGAUGUAUCUGCACAGGAUUCUUGUCCAGAAGUCACACAAUGGCUCUUGAAAGAUGGCUUUCACAGAGAUCUCCUGAGUAGGGUAAAACUCGGUACAGUUGAUGAAGGCACAGGAAGCUGCAUGGUGGCAAUUAAAAUUCACCUUCCAAAAGGAUUAUAUGUGGACCCCUAUGAACUGAUGUCUUUAAAUAGACAUAAUAUUACUGAGGCUUUGGAGAUUGGUGAUUAUAUAGAUUUGGAAGUUCCUGAGUAUUUAGCCACUGAAACUGAUGUUCUCGUUUACAUGAAGCCUGAUCCUGAAUGCUAUUACUGUUUUAGAGCAAUGUUACCCGUGCACUGCCGAUAUCACCAACCAGCAGAGGUUGAUGGAAAAAUCUCUGCCAUACUGAAGAAUCCAGAAAUAUUGGUCCACUGCCAGAAACGCUUGCUAUCAAUGGAAUGUUUGAAAGAAACCAAAAUAGAAGAACCAUGUUCUCGCAAGAAUAUGCAUAACUGCCAUUGGGACAGCGUGAAGUUCCAACUAGUAAACCAGGAACUGGAAUUGCAAAUACCAGUUGGGCUCAAACAUCAUGUUACCUUAGUAUGCACAGGGACUCUUGUUACUACUAUAUUGUGCUCCAGCCUUAUUCUUUCAUCUUUAUUAAAGCAUGGAGAGUUCUUGUUUGUUCAGAGCUCACUGUGAAAUGAAACAAGACUUUAUUGAAUCUUCAUGGAAAAACUGUCAAACUGUCUAAACAGACCAAUCAAACAAGAUAUGGGAAGUGAAGAACAGUCUUGUGAUUGGCACAGCAUCACUAUUUGUUCUGUACUUUGAUUCUGUUAGAGAAAUCUGUUCCCCU
Molecule: messenger RNA, 1131 nt
Organism: Gekko japonicus
Lineage: Eukaryota; Metazoa; Chordata; Lepidosauria; Squamata; Gekkonidae
Gene: PIGX
Product: phosphatidylinositol glycan anchor biosynthesis class X
Exons: 7
Coding region: 213-974 (253 amino acids)
Biological process (GO): GPI anchor biosynthetic process
Cellular component (GO): endoplasmic reticulum membrane
Source: RefSeq, a predicted model, not a curated record